AUGCUAGCCAAUUUCCGUGCUAUGUUUCCACAUCAGAAGAUUUUCGUUUACGAUUUAGGUCUUCAACCAGAAUUACGAAAAGAGAUUGAGAGUAAGUGCUUAGUGGAGGUGCGCAAUUUUCCAUUUGAUCAUUAUCACUCAAACAUGAAGAGGUUGACGGAGUAUAGAUGGAAAGCUAUUCUUGUAGCUACGGCAGUACGAGAAUUUGGUGCAGUUUGGUACAUGGAUACCUCCAUACGUUGGAUGAAAGAUAUUCGUCCUCUGGUAUAUGACGCUUAUGGCAGGAGAAAAAGAAACGGCGGAAAUUUUCCCAGCGCCGCAAUGUUGCAUUUGGCACUUCGCCGCAGCACAUUCAUCACUACUCACCCAGGAACUUAUACAUUUCUUCCUACAAAUAUGAAAGAAAUCAAGAAGAAGACCUGCCCGCACAUGCAAAGCGGUUUCAUGUUUUUUAUAAGAACGAAUGAUGCUAUUGAGAUUUUGAAGUGGUUUGUUCUUUGCAGUUUGGAAGAAAACUGCAUAGCUCCUCUUGGAGCAAAAAGAUCAUGCGAAUUUGCACACGAUCGUUACGAAAAGUACGCUAACUGUCAUAGAUUUGAUCAAUCUGUAGUUAAUUUACUACUAGCAAACGCUUAUCGAUGCAACGUCUCAAACUACUUUAGCUCCAUUGGGCGAGGCGUAAAAGCGAUUCACAACGAAGACCAUUACCUUAGAGAAAUUGACUUUGCUUGCUCAUACAAGAAAGUUACAACUUGA
This is a messenger RNA of Cylicocyclus nassatus, 756 nucleotides long. The record is from the annotation of a GenBank genome assembly. NCBI's taxonomy places the organism in Eukaryota, Metazoa, Nematoda, Chromadorea, Rhabditida, Strongylidae.